Cinclus cinclus is the source of this 1221-nucleotide messenger RNA. It is a transcript of the gene TMEM170A, whose product is annotated as transmembrane protein 170A. The transcript is spliced from 3 exons. Gene Ontology annotation, biological process: endoplasmic reticulum tubular network organization. The record is from RefSeq and is a predicted model, not a curated record. Lineage: Eukaryota; Metazoa; Chordata; Aves; Passeriformes; Cinclidae. Bases 1 to 420 code for a protein of 139 amino acids. Gene Ontology annotation, cellular component: endoplasmic reticulum membrane.
AUGGAGGGAGGCGAAGCGGGCGGCGGCGGUCUCCUGCAGCAAAUCCUCAGCCUUCGCCUCGUGCCCCGCAUGGGCAAUGGCACCACCACCUACUCCAGCCCGCUCUCCACCUUCCCAGAGAUGUGGUACGGCGUCUUCCUGUGGGCAGUCGUCUCCUCUCUUGCCUUCCACGUCCCGGCCGCGUUGCUUGCCCUCUUCACGCUCCGACACCAUAAGUACGGCAGGUUCAUGUCCGUGAGCGUCCUGCUGAUGGGCAUCGUGGGACCCAUCACUGCCGGCACGCUCACAAGUGCUGCCAUUGCUGGAGUUUACAGAGCUGCGGGGAAAAAAAUGAUUCCCUUUGAGGCCCUCAUUUUUGGUGUGGGCCAGACGUUCUGUGUGGUGGUGGUUUCCUUCCUGCGCAUUCUGGCCACUCUGUAGCUCCUCUGGGGAGGCUGGAGAACACAAACCAAAGGAGGAGCAAAGGACCUGCUGCCUCAGAACAAAUCACAGGGAGCACAGUCCAGCCUUCUGCUUCUUCCACUGAUUUAAGGAAGUGGGAGAGCUUUCUCCUGCCUCCAGCCUCGCUUGAAAUUUAAAAAUCUUGAAUUUUGUUACUUUUUGGUAACAUUAAGUGCCAAGUGAAAUUUAUUUAUCUGGAGGAUAGGAAAAUGGCUACCAGAGGAGGAGACCCGUGUACCUUUCACCAGUGAAGAGUUGUAGUAACAGGACAUGACUAAAAUAUGACACCAGCUGUGCUGGAGUAGGAACAGGACCAGAAUGACAUUGUGUCCUCACCACUCACCAUUUUGUUGCUUGGUUUUGAGUGAACCUGAAGCUCUUUUAAUGUCAGUAUUUUAAAUUAAAAAACUAAUUAUUUUUUUCUUCGUGGCCCAAACUUCUUAAUACCAGGUCAUAGCCAUAAUGGAUUUGGGAGCAGCAAAAAGAGAACUCACAUGGAUGGGAGUGCAAAUUUGUGUCUGGGAGCUUUGGGUGGGAAUGAUGUGCAGGGCAAAUGACUGGUAUAAAAAAGAUGUUGUGAAUUUUAUUACAGCAAAGCCCUUCUGGCCCUGUGAAUGUUCUGCCCAGAGGCAGAGCACAGUAGAAUGGGCACUCCAGAAAUCCCAGGUACACGUGGGCAUGCACAGCUUCUCCUCAGGCUUUGAAGGAGACUUGGAUUUUCAAAUGACCCCAUUCUCCUUUGGCUUGCUAAUGCUGUUCACGUUGGUGUGGUGGAGCUGG